Molecule: messenger RNA, 1536 nt
Organism: Durusdinium trenchii
Lineage: Eukaryota; Dinophyceae; Suessiales; Symbiodiniaceae
Source: the annotation of a GenBank genome assembly
AUGGGAGACUCUCGCGACAAGUUGAAGCACUUGAUUCCAGGUAAGCUUGUCACUGAACACACCCAGACUUGCAAGCUAGGAGUGCACAAGUGCAGCUUGUGCGCCGUGCAGCAGGCAUGGUCGCUUUACAAGAAGCCAUGGCUGAGAGUGCUCUUGGUGGAAGGGGAGUCCAAGCUCGGCUGCAGCUUCUGCGCAAAAGCCGGUCUGGAGGGGCCAUGGGCCAACUUUGAACAGCUUCCGAGUGCCGUGCUGAAGAAGUUCAACUUAGAGAGGCAUGAGAAAUCCAAGGGACACAUGACAGCAAGUCAAGAUGAUAGUCUUGGCGCCGCCCCUAGCGAAGAGACUUUCAAGUCAAGUUUGCAGGCUAUGACCCAAGGACAAUCUGCGAGACAAGGUGGCGGAUCGUCGGACAAGAAAAGUCAAGUGCGGUAUGCCCUGUCGGAAGCAGUUUGCGCUCGCAACAGGACUUUGCUGGCAGACUCUCGCUGCAUCUCUCUGAUGAGAGACGAACGCAAAGGAAGACUUCUUGUGCGCUUCCGCGCUGUUCUACAGGAUUUAACCACCAUCAGUGGCGCGCUUGGCUUGCUGCCUGUGACAGGUUCUGCUGAGUCCAUAGCUGAAACAAUUGCUGAAAUCAUGCAGAACUUCUGUGUACCAAUGCGGCAACCGCCCAGACAAAGCAAGGUAAGUGAGCAGCCAGUUGACUUAGAACUUCUACGGAAGAUUCAGGACAGGGUCACCAUGGUGGCCAGCGACGCUGCCGCCGCCGAACUUUUGGCGGGUGACUUAGAGAGAGGGCGCCGCGCGGCCGCGACCGACUUUCAAUCCAACUUUCGGAAUUGCAAGGUCGUCGGCAGGGACGCGGCGCAUGCGUCCACCCGGCUCCUGAAGCGACCGUUCCUGGCGCUCUCACCUGUCAAAAUCUUGGUUGACGAAUGGAUCCAUGGGUCUGAAAGCUUCGCUCAGAAGAUACACCACAGCCAGAUUCUCAGCCAGUGGUGGGCCAAGGCCGUCCAACGCCAAGAGGAUUCCGACUUGAGUGGAAAUGCCUGCACCUCCAUCAGUGCGGCCAAACAUAGGUUCUCGUCGUAUCUGAACCCGCUGAGCCGUAUAAUUCGGAACAUGCAAGCAGCUUUCAAUGUGUGCGGUAGGGUCCAAGCCAUGCGAGGUGCCGAGGCCACUUGGGCAAGCAAGCUCUGCCAAAAUUUCACUUCGUUCAAAGCAGCUUUGCUUGCAAUGAUUACCGACGCUGCAGCUAUCAGCGACGACUACACCAGGGGAUGUGACCGUGAAGACACUGACGUUGCUGAUUUGAACUUACGCGCCAGCCAUUUCGUCCUCUCGGCGAGGUCUCUCUUCGUCGACCGGAAGGUGUUGACACUACCCACUUUCACGAAAGAAUUCUUGGAUAGAAAAAGUCCAGUGACCAUUAUUCAGGAUGGAUGUGCCUUGGAAAUCAAAGUUUCGCGCCGAGACUUGGACAGGGCUUUUGCAAUCAUGGAGGACCCGGCGCUUGAGCCGAGCUUUGUUUGGGGG